AUUAACUACUAUUAAUAAAAUCAUGAGUCAAAGCAGAAACAACAGAACUAGAAGGAACACCAAAUCAAACCCGACAACCAGACAAAGAAUCAGCUACUCUAGCAAACUUGUGAGCAGCGCGAUUCACAUAUCACCUAACAUGAUAAAUUUUAAUACUAUUAAAAUUAGAUAUAACUUCUCUAAUAUCACCUGCAAUAAAAAAUUAAUAGAUGUAGAACUAUUUGUGUGAAUAAUCUCAGAAAUAGCAUUUAGGGCAUCUAAUUCCACCUCCAUAUUAUCCCAUCCUUUCGAGUGAAUCCAAGAUAAAGUCUCCCUGAUGCCAAGUAACCCCCCUUCCCUACAUGAGCACUGACCAAGCCACGGUUUAGCCACCCAGCUGCCACAAGAUAAAGUCUCCCUGAUGCCUUAGCUUGCUCCACUCGUCGAGGCAUCAACAUUCACCUUCAAUUUCCCCUCCCCCAGCCGCUGCCACAUCCCAGGGCCUACCUGCACCUUGCUGCCCAAAAGAAAACCAGCGUCCUGCACCUUGCUGGACCGUUCCCUUGCCUGCUUCCAGCCCUUUCAAAAUGCCAUAGCUUGCUCCCAUAUACGAUCGGCCGAAAAAGUACGUGGUGUUCCAACCCGAUCGUUACGAGCACGCCAAAGACCCCAACAUCCCAUAAUCAUCUUGCAUCGAUCCUAUAUGUCCCUUUGUUGAAAGAAAACUUGCACCCAAUCCAGCACUGCAGGUAUCAUGCAACGAGUUGAUUAAUUUGUGAGGAAUUUCAUAUAUGUUGUUGCUUUUUUAAAUAAACGUUGGUUACAUUUCUUUAUGUUAUUUGUACCCGUAACCGGUUUAUGGAUGAGUUCUCUGGGAGUAGUUGGCCUAGCCCUGAACCUACAUGCCUAUGAUUUCGUUUCUCAAGAAAUUAGGGCAGCAGAAGAUCCCGAAUUUGAAACUUUCUACACAAAAAAUAUUCUAUUAAAUGAAGAUUUAUUUGUCAAAUAAGGCAAAUGAGGAAGUGUAAAGAUCUUUCGGGUACUGCUAAAAAUGGAAAGUGUAAAGAUCUUUCAGAAUCGGAAGGAGUAUUUAAGAAGAUACAUUGAAAUCCUUUCAUAGCAAGCAUGUGGGGUUUGAGAAAAAGUGACAUGUUUAUUACUAACAAAGUUUCUCCGGACAAAAAUAUUACUCCCUCCGGUCCUUAUUAAACUUUACGCUUUGAUUUCACACAUAUUAAGGAAAUAAAUUUGACUUUACUGUAGAGUACAUUGUUUGGCACUAUUUUGCACUAUUUGGUGUAGAUUUAUUUGCCAAAUAAGGCAAAUAAGGAAGUGUAAAGUUUAAUAUGGGACGACCUAAAAAGGAAAGUGUACAGUUAAUUAAGGGCCGGAGGGAGUACUAGUUAUGUUUUUUUUAUAUAAGUACGACUAGACAGUGUGUACGAGUAAAUGGACAAGAGUCACUAUAGUGUAUUUCAAAAUGACAAGGCACUGAUAGAUGAUGAGUCACUUUUUUGGAAAAUUUUAAUAUAAGCCAUAUUUUUGUCUUUUGAAUUUAAUUUAGUUAUAUUCAUAGAAAAAAGCCUAUAUAUGUUUUAACGGAAUAUGUACAAAUAUACCCAUGUAGUAUGAGUGUGAGAACAAAUAUACACAUGUUCUAUUUUUCAGCGCAAAUAUACCCCUGAAGUAUUUGUUGAAGUGCAUAUAUAUCCCUAAACAUUUAAAAGUGCAAAAAUACCCAUCAUAUUCUUAUAAAGAAAUUAAUUUACCCUUGUUGACUUUAAAUAGAUCAGAUAAAAAAAUUCAAAAAACACCAAAAAUAAAUUAUAAAUUCUAAAUUUAAAAAUAAUGAUUUACUAUUAUGUUAAAAUAUUAACUCUUUAAUUUUAAAUUUGAAAAUUAAUAUUUUUUCGUUGUAAAUGAAGCACUUCAAAUUCAUAUAUAUUAACUAUAGUCUUGUUGCGAAAUUUUGAACACAUUGUUAUAUUUUCUGAAAUAACAUUCUUGAUUUUGUUUACCCUUAAUAAAAUUAAAUUCACUAUUUUGUAAUCUUGAACUAUUUAUCAUCAUACAAAAUAUGUAAUUUUAUAGUGCAAAGAAUGCAAAAAGAUAAUGUAUAUUUUUACAUUACAACACAUAUGUUAACAUUUUUUCGAAAGAAUCUAAAGUUUUGAAAUAUUAUUAUAUACUAACAAUAUUAAAUUGUGAUAUAAAAACAAUAGAAGGGAGAAUUGGAAACAAGUACAUGUUUUAAAUUUUUGAAUUUUGAAUUUAUAAUUUAUUUUUGGUGUUUUUUUAAAUUUAUUUUAUCAAUUUAAAGUCAAUAAGGGUAAAUUUGCUCCACGUAAGCCUACAGUCUUAGAAUUCCGUUAAAAAGGAACUUAAUGUCCAUCUCAGAAAGUUUUAAAUCCAUGUAACAAGCAUAUGCAAGAAUCGUGAAUCGGCAACUGGAACGAAGAUUCCCACAUAAUCAAGACGUUCAACCUGAUUAUACCAUUUAUCAACAAGUUGGGUUUUAUUGGUCAUUAUCUCACCAAUUUCAUCAGAUUUAUUUUGAAUACCCAUUUGCUCAUAAUAAUUGGAUGGUUACUUGAUAUUUCAACCAGUUCCCAUACAUUAUUGAGUUUCAAAUUGGUCUACCUCCUCUUGUUAUUACACCCUUAGAUAUGUCUUCAAUGAUCUUUUCAUAGGUAAGAUCCUUCAAUUGUUGUAUGAUAUAGACAAAUCAUCAUGGAUAUUAUGACCAACACUAUACUAGUACGUACUCAAUAAAGGGCUCUAUUUCAGCUGGCUUGGAUUGUCAAACAGAUGGCUCUUCCCUUCACUUUUAUCAUCUGUAAAACUGAUUUCCUUCUCAUCUAAUAUGGGUUGGUUUCAUCAAAUCCACAUGUACAGACUCGAUCUUCUACACAUAAAAAGUACUUGUAGGGGAAAACUCUAUAAAAUUUACUAAUCGGAGAAUAUCCAAAUAAAUCUUUCGAAGACUUAGCUUCAAACUUACCAAAUUGAUCUUUGGUGUUCAGAAUGUAGCACUUGUAGUUGAAUACUUUUAAGUAUGAUAUGUCUAGAGCUCUUUCAUUCCGUAGUUCAUAGGGUUCCACUUUGGUAUUGAACAUAGCAACACUCUAUUAUGUAACAAGUUGUUUGUAUUGCUUCUCCUCAAAUGUAUUGUGACCGUUUGUAUUCAUUUAGCAUGGUGUAUUUCAUAUCUCCAUUGUCUCAUUCUUUAUGUUAGCCACACUGUUCUAUUGAGGAGUUCUUGAUGUAUAAAGGUUGUAUCCAACGUCAUGAUAAUCAUACCAGGAUGUAAAUUUAAAUUUUCUGAAAUCUCCUCCCUUAUCACUCCUUAUGCAAGUGAUAGUGUAUCUUGUUUUAUUCUUUAUCCUUUUUACACAACUUAGAAAAUGCCAAAUAUGCAUCACAUGUAUGAGCAAGUAAGAAUUCAAGUACAACUAGAUUAAUCAUCAAUAAUCACAUAAAUAAGUGUAGCCCCUCCUAGAGUAGCUAUAUCAACUUUGCUAAAAGGAUCCAUGUGUAGUAGUUGUAAGGCGCGUGAUGUAACAACAGUAUUAGUAGAUUUAAAAGAAGUGUUGUUUUCCCAGUUUGCAUGCAUCACAAAAUUGCAGUUUACCAGACUUUAUAUGUAAGGUAGCCCAACAAUAAAGUUAUUACAAGACAGUUUGGUAAGCAAGUCAAAACUAGCAUGUUUUAACCCCCUUUCCACAGAAAAGCAUGCAAGAAAUCAUCACAAGAAAACUUAUAUAGACGGACAUGAUAUAUAGCAACAAAAAGUACAUUAUUACUAUCUCUAUCAUAGAAGGUGCACCAUUAGAACUAAAUACAACCUUAUGACCAUCUUCACACGACUAACUAAUGUUCAAUAGAUUACACUUAAGUCCAUCAACAAGUAAAACAUCUUUAAUAGUACUAGAGUUAGAAAUACUCACAUUGUCCUUACCAAUGGCUUUUUUUGUCUCCAAGUAUGAAAAUUCCACCACCUUUGGAGAUUAAAGUUUUGAACCAAGAAGAGCCAUCAGUUAUUUGCCUUGAGCAACUACUGUCUACUAGUCAUGUUCUUGAUGCUCAAGUGUACUUGCAAAACAUUGUAAACCAUUGAACGAGGUAUCCAUUUUAUAUUGAGUCCUUUUAGGUUGGUUUGGAAACCCUUGAUCACCCAUCUUGGUCACUUCCAAACUGGAGUUUUGUUCCCCCAUCUCAACCAGCAACUUCAUUUUAUAAUCAGUCCCAAUAUGACUAAACUUGAUGCAAUAGUGACAUGACUUUGGAUGUGCUCUUGAUUUGAUCUUAUUGGAAAAUAAUAUUGUAAAUCCAUUCACUUUUUUUUACUACUCCCCCCGUUUCUGAAACAAGUUCCACCUUUCCUUUUCGGGCAGAUUCAAAAUUAAGUUCCACUUUAAAACAUUUCCUUAUUAUCUAUAUCAAAACAGUGUCAAACAGUGUCAAACAGUGCCAAACAGUGUUCAAACAGUGUCAAACAGUGCAGUCCACAGUAAAGUCAAAUUUAUUUUCUUAAUAUGUGUGAAGUCAAAUGUGGAACUGGUUUAGGAAUCGGAGGGAGUAAUAUUUUGUGGUGAUAUUAAUGACUUUAGGAUCAAUCUCAAAACCAAGACCCUUUUUAUUAGUUUGAGGAAUCUAAGAGUUGCACAUUGCAUGUUGAAUAUGUCUAAUGUGAAAGAGAUUGUACGUAGAGUGACUAUGUUAGUCACUGAUUUUCUUCAAAGUAUCAUAUUCUUUUAUUAGAAAUUCAUUUUUGGUGAUAAGCUCAAGUCAUUCUUUUUCUAUCGAAUCAUAUUUAGAUUGUAAAUCAUUGAGUUUAUUCUCAAAACUGUCUCUGACUCCAAUGUUUGAAACAAGUCUAUUUGACAUUAUUCAAAAGCUUGUCUAAUCUCGUCAAAAGAAAAACUAUGAGAAAAAGAAUAAGAUGAAUAAAAGCUAACCUCAUCAUUAUGAGCCACUUUGCAGAAGUUAGCGUACUCAUCAUCAGAGAGUUCUAGACCAGACGACUCAUGAUCAAGAAUAAAGGCAUGCUCAAGGGAGUAUUAAGAACUCUUAUUGGCCACUCUCAUAGUCCGAUAGCAAUCUAAAGUCAAUCGAUGAAGGACAUCCAACAAAUUAUUCCUUUCCUUCUCUCAUUCUCAAGGAAAGGAGGUAGUGUAUGUGUGAAUGUGUCAAAAGGAACCCUACAAGUCUACAUGAGAGCACAAAACAACAUCAAAGAAAAUUGUGACUAUAAAAUCCUUAGAAAUCCAAAUACGCAUUUUCGAAAACAUUUGAUAUAUGCACAAUAAAUUUCUCAAGUUUUCCCAAAUCAAACCUCAAACCCUAUAAUAUCAUAUGGUUGAGUGACCAUUGACCACCCGCAAUCCCUAAUGAUACAAGAGUUUUUUUCUCUAAGUGGGACUUAAUUAAUUCAUAAACUCCAGCAUAGGACUACUGCUUAAUAUUUUCCUAUUUAGGACUCUCUUAGUCCUAUAAUUAUUAUUUCGUGUGUUUUUCAAAUGUCUAUUAUACCUCUGUUUAAUAAAUGUUUAAUGACCGUUUCCGCCUUCAUUCGAUUAACUACCUUCUCCAUUUCCGUUUUUUUCAUUUUAGGAAGGUAUUUCUCUCUUUCUCCUUCGCGCGAUUAGUUCUCUUUUUUCUUCUUCUUCACCGUUCGUCAUUGUUCAUCGACCUUGAUAGCGCACAAUCCGACAUUAGUUGAAUUGGACCUCAAAUUUCCAGGGACGUAAUUCAAUCGUUUAUUUUUUAAUAUUUAAGCUUAAUUCAAUCGUUAAUUUGUAAUUGUUCAUGUAUUACGCUUAGUUUUUGUUAUUUCUUUUUCGAUGUAAUCAACAGCUGAUUUGUAGUCUUUUUUAGUUGAAUUUGAUAAGUUCUUCUGCGUUUUUGAUUUGUGAUUCAUUAUUGUUCUAUUGUUUUCUCGUUGCCAUUAUUUUCAUGUGUGUUUAUUUUCUGAAUUGUAAUGUCCACUGAAUGAGGUUUUCUGUUUGUUUAUGUUUAGUUAUUGCCAUAUUUUUGUUGUCUUUUUUAUCAUUGUCAUUUUUAUAUAUUGACUGACAUGUUUUCUCUGUCUUGUGCUUACUUUUUUCUCCUUUUGUAUAUAUGUAUUUUCAGUUUGAUGGAUGUUGUUGUAUUUGUUAUGCUGAAGUUGGAUGGUAGCUGGUCUUCUGACUUUACGUUUAAUCAUACCGAUACGUAUGUUAUUCACGUCCGCUCUCUUGCAACAUAUGAUUCGUUUAUUGCAAUGUUUACUGAGAUGCUUCUUCAGUAUAGACCCCAUCAUAAAUUCAUACUCUCCUAUUUUGUUGAAGGUUCCCCUCAUCCUGUUAAAAUUAAUGAUGAGUCCAGUUUUAGAUUUUACCUUGACCUUAAGUUGAUAGAACCUGAUCCUUAUAAGUUUCCUUUAUGUGUUGAGUUUUAUUCCACAAAUACUCUUACCAUUCAUUCUGAGGAGCAACAUAAUCCAUGCUAUCAGUCAUAUAUUUCUUCUGGUCAAUCUUCUUCCAACAUUAUUUGUCAAGGAACUACUAGUGGUAAACACUGUGACUUUGAUUUUGGUGAUGGCGUUCCUUUUGAAUCAUUGUCAUCACAUAGUGAUUUAAUAACUUCUGUGGUCAAUGGAAGCACUUCACAUUCAGAAGACAAUGAUACGUUUUCAGAUGAAUCUCUCCCACCAUCUCCUAAAUCAGAUUAUAGUUUCCACAAUCUUGAAGUUAUCACAUAUCAUCAUCCAACUUGCAUUGCUCUACAUGUUAUAUACAUGAAUAAGCUUGAGCUGAUAUAUCAUUUGAAGAUGUUUGCCAUCAGUAAUAGCUUUCAAUAUAGAACCAAGACUUCAAAAAAACAUACUUUGCAUGUUAUUUGUUUAGAUCCGGAUUGUGAUUGGGCUCUUCGUGCUGUCAAAUUGAAUGGUGGUCAGAUGUUUCAGAUCCGCAGACAGGGCAAAUAUAGGCAAGCAACAUAUGAUGUCAUUGCAAAUAUGGUUGCACAUAAAUUUUUGGAUGCUUCUAUAAACCCGUACACACCUAAACAACUCAUGGCUGAGAUGAGCAUGGAUUAUGGUAUUUCAAUGUCAUAUAAGAAGUCAUGGAAAGCUUGGAAGAAAGCAAUGGAAAUGCAAUUUGGUUCUGAUUCUGAGUCUUACUAGAUGCUGCCUUCAAUUGCUUACAUGCUAAAUAAGACAAAUCUAAGAUCUGUUGUUACCCUUGUUACAAGUGCUGAUGAUGCUUUUCAAUAUUUUUUCAUGUCACUUGGUCCUUGGAAAGAUGUGUGGCAGUAUUGUAGGCCCGUGCUCAUUUUGGAUGGGUCAUUCAUGAAAUCGUAUUACAAAGGCACCUUGUUGACAGCUUGUGCUCAAGAUGCAAAUAAUCAAAUUGUUCCUAAUGCUUUUUGUAUAUGUGAGUGUGAAAGUAAAGCAACGUGGCGGUGGUUCUUAUCGAAGAGGCUCUGCAAAAGAUUUGGGUUGGAAAUUUAAAGCUGCAUAUUAGGCUUCAACUGUGAAACAGUAUGAGUAUUACAUGGCACUGUUAGAUACUCAAGAUGCCAGAAUAUGUCCAUGGUUAGAAAAGGUUGGUAUUCAAAAAUGGGCUAAAUGUAUGUCUGGUUUCAAUAGAUUUAACGUGAUGACCUCAAACUAUGUUGAAUCUUUAAAUAGUAUGAAUGCUUGUGCAAGACAGUACUGUGUUUCCAAAGUCAUCAAUUUUUUGCGUGAAAGAAUGCAAGAAUGGUUUAAAGUAAGGAAGGGAGUAGCUCAAUCUACAUGUACAAAGCUCUCUAAAAAAUAUGAAAAGCUUCUGGUUUCCUUACAAUUUGAAUCAAGUCGUAUGAAGUUACAUAUCCUCUUAUUACACAAGAGAACACUUGUUGGCAACUUGGAAUGGUAUAAUGCACCCAAUUGGAGAUCUUGAAGAUUGAGUCAUUCCUUCUGAUGUUUCAAGUACUAUUUGCAAGCCCCCUACAUGUUUGAAGCGACCACCAGGGCGUCCAAAAAAGUCCAGAAUCCCAUCAAUUGGAGAACAUGACGAUUCCAAAUGUCGGAAGUGUUCUUGAUGCAAAGUUUUUGGCCACAAUAAGAAGACUUGCCGUAAUGCUCUUCCAGUUGAUACAAAUUGACUUCCUUUACAUAGUUUUUAGAGUCCUCUAGUUUUUAUUAUCGCUAGAAUAAGAAGAGAUUUAUUGGAAUGUUAGUUUCUAUAAUAAUUAGACUUGAUGACCUUAUUUUAUAGUUUUCAAACUCACUUUUUCUUUUCAUUAUAUAGUGUUUGUGCAGUUAUAUUGUUGGCAGAAUUAGUUCCUUUAAAUGCAUUUAUACUUAAUAAGAUUGCAUUUUAUAAGUGGAUGAA
This is a messenger RNA of Cuscuta europaea, 8339 nucleotides long. NCBI's taxonomy places the organism in Eukaryota, Viridiplantae, Streptophyta, Magnoliopsida, Solanales, Convolvulaceae. The record is from the annotation of a GenBank genome assembly.